Molecule: messenger RNA, 4168 nt
Organism: Trematosphaeria pertusa
Lineage: Eukaryota; Fungi; Ascomycota; Dothideomycetes; Pleosporales; Trematosphaeriaceae
Product: antiviral helicase
Exons: 6
Coding region: 24-3887 (1287 amino acids)
Biological process (GO): nuclear-transcribed mRNA catabolic process, 3'-5' exonucleolytic nonsense-mediated decay
Cellular component (GO): Ski complex
Molecular function (GO): ATP binding; RNA binding; RNA helicase activity
Source: RefSeq, a predicted model, not a curated record
CUCGAAACCCUCCACUGAUCAGCAUGGAGGCUCUCGCCGACGAGCUUGAUCAGCUUCGGCUGAGCUACAGUGCAGGCGGGGCGAAGGCUCUGAAUUGGGUAGAUUCUAUAGCAAGCGAACAGCGCCCGCCCAAGCGACAACGGAAGACGAAAGACGACAUCAAAAAGGAGCUGGAACAUGAAUUCCUGACGCCCUCGAAAUCAUUCAAUACCCAGUGGCUGAACCAACUGCAGCAGCGAUGGGAUGCACCUACCAACUAUCGCGGCCUCUUUGAAAUCGCACCAACUCAAACACGCACGAUCAUUCGUUUUACGCGAGAAGGGCUCGAAGGGCGCGUCACGGGAUAUAAAGAGGUUACGGUCCCAGCGAACUCUGCGACAGCAAAGAACUCGACCUCUUUGUUGAGGAAGCCUGCUAACCGAGCCGAAUUUGUGCGCGGUGCUGCUGGUUUCUUUCCAUUUGCUCCUGGUGGCCUUGACGGCGUGGAGGCGAUCGCAGCUAUCGAAGAUGAUGCGAUUAUGCGCCAGGAGUCGGCGAAUUCGAGGAAGUCUGGCGGUCUUGACCGAGUAAUCAACUUCAGCGCAGAGGGGGGUUUGCUGGAAAUCCCUCCGGGCUUUACACGUGGCCUCGAUUUUCAAAUGAAGCCUACUACGGACACAAAGACAGCUAAGGAGGUUGAGGACACCCUUGGUGAAGAGCCGGCAGAGGCAAAGGACGAGUCUGCCGCGGAUGAAGACGCCCUCGACGGCGUUGCUGAAACUAACGGAGUCCUUGCGCCUGAAGAUGAGGGCCAAACACGGGGCGAAGAGGAGAUAGACUCUCUUUUGCCUGUCGAAUUUCCAGCUUUGGCUCCUCACGGUGCGCUCGUGAUGGCCGCCUCUAGGAAAGGCGGAAAGGAGUGGGCGCACAUGGUCGACGUCAACCGAGAGAUACCUAACUUCCGCGAACUGGUACCCGAAAUGGCCCGCGAAUAUCCUUUCGAGCUCGACACUUUCCAGAAAGAGGCAGUCUAUCACCUUGAGCAUGGCGACUCUGUGUUUGUCGCUGCCCAUACCUCUGCUGGUAAGACAGUAGUGGCUGAAUACGCCAUAGCUCUGGCAGCAAAACAUAUGACCAAGGCCAUAUAUACCUCUCCCAUCAAGGCCCUCAGCAACCAGAAGUUCCGCGACUUCAGGUUAACCUUCGAUGAUGUCGGCAUUCUUACCGGGGAUGUCCAAAUUCGCCCCGAAGCCAGUUGCCUGAUCAUGACAACUGAGAUUCUACGGAGUAUGCUGUAUCGAGGAGCGGAUCUGAUAAGGGAUGUCGAGUUUGUGAUAUUUGACGAAGUACACUACGUCAACGACCUUGAACGAGGUGUGGUAUGGGAGGAGGUCAUCAUCAUGCUUCCAGAGCACGUCACUCUCAUCCUUCUAUCGGCUACCGUUCCGAAUACCUACGAGUUCGCCUCGUGGGUUGGCAGAACGAAGAAGAAAAAUAUCUACGUCAUCUCGACACCCAUGCGUCCCGUACCUCUAGAGCACUAUCUGUGGGCCAAUAAGGGCAUGUAUAAGAUUGUCACCGCGGACAAGAAGUUCUUGGAGAGUGGUUGGAAAGAGGCGAACGAUAUUUUGUCUGGCAAAGAUAAAGUCAAGGCAACCCCUGCCAACGACACCCAAAGCGGAAGAGGUGGAGGCGGCCGAGGAGGUCCCGGAAGAGGAGGCCAGAACCAGCGUGGGAGAGGCCAACAACCGGGUCAGCGCGGAGGAGCUCAACGCGGUGGUGGACCGCCAGCCCAGAGAGGUCGGGGCAAUAUUGCUAGGACAGGACGAGGCGGAGGCAGAACGACAGCUGCGCAGGACCGGAACAUCUGGGUCCACCUCGUACAGCAUUUGCGCAACAAGGAUCUGCUCCCGGCCUGCAUUUUCGUGUUUUCCAAGAAACGCUGCGAAGAGAACGCGGAUGCACUGUCAAACCUUGACUACUGCACCGCUGCUGAGAAGAGUGCGAUUCAUAUGACGAUCGAGAAGUCGCUCGCUAGACUGAGUCCAGAGGACAGGGGCCUCCCUCAGAUUACCCGUCUUAGAGAACUACUGAGCCGAGGAAUUGCUGUACAUCAUGGAGGGAUGCUACCAAUCGUUAAAGAAAUGGUCGAGAUACUGUUUGCGAGGACACUAGUAAAGGUGCUCUUUGCCACCGAGACUUUCGCCAUGGGCCUCAAUCUACCGACAAGGACGGUGGUGUUCUCUGGUUUCCGCAAGCAUGAUGGGCGCCAAUUCCGAGAUCUGCUCCCUGGAGAGUACACACAGAUGGCUGGACGAGCCGGACGUAGAGGCUUGGACUCUGUGGGCACCGUCAUCAUUUGCGCUCCGGGAGCAGAUGAAGCCCCACCCGUUGCACGACUCAGACAAAUGAUGCUAGGCGAUCCAACCAAGCUCAGGUCGCAAUUCCGACUCACAUACAAUAUGAUCCUCAACCUGCUACGUGUGGAGGCUUUGAAGAUCGAAGAGAUGAUUAAGCGCAGCUUCAGUGAGAAUGCUACUCAAGCAUUGCUUCCAGAACACGAGAAGAAGGUCAAGCUUUCAGAAGCAGAUCUCGAAAAGGUAAAGCGAGAGCCGUGCGAGAUCUGCGACAUUGAUCUGGAGGGUUGCCAUCAGGCCUGCAUGGAUUACCAACGGUUGACGAACGAGUUGCACCUGGCCCUGCUCAUCAAUCCGGUCGGGAGACGAAUACUUGGACCAAAUCGCCUUGUAGUAUAUAAGAAGAAUGAUAUUCGCACCGUUGGGAUGCUUCUCCGUGAAGGCACUAGCAAGGGCAACGAGCCAACAGUCCAAGUUCUGGAGAUCGCAUCGAACGAGCAACGCAAGGCUGACGACCUUCUGCCGUACCUUUCUCCAUUCGCAAAGUGCUUCAGACCCUUGCCGAAGAAUCCGAAAGACUUGAUCCUCAAGCGCGUCCUCAUCCCUCUCAAUGACAUCGAGUGCUUUACGCGAACCACCAUUGACAUCCCAGAAGGCGUCGACAACUUAAACAAGAGGAAGGAUGCUAUCAAGCUCGCACAGGAUCAGUUCCUACCUCUAUGCAAAUCUUGGGAUUACCAGGACUGGGACGAAUACGACUACGGCAGGAUCAAGAAUCUGAACUUCCGAGAGAUAGACGACGCCAGACGGAAACUUGGGCAGCAAGCUACAAACAAGGAAUGCUUUAAGUGCCCUAAUUUCUUGAAGCAUUUUGCUAUGGAACAUGACGAAUGGCUCAUCAAGGAGAAUAUUCUCCAACUUCGACAGCUCAUGUCGGACCAGAACCUUCAGCUGCUGCCUGAUUACGAACAGCGCAUAUCAGUGCUGAAAGAUCUCGGGUUCAUUGACGAGGACUCCCGGGUGGAGCUGAAGGGCAAGGUCGCAUGCGAGAUCCAUUCCGCCGAUGAGCUGGUUCUCACAGAGCUGAUCCUGGAAAAUGUAUUAGCAGAGUACGAGCCCGAAGAGAUUGUUGCACUGCUUUCGUCCUUCGUUUUCCAGGAGAAGACCGAUGUGGAGCCCACCUUGACGGCAAGCCUGGAACGCGGUGUGGCGAAGAUCGUCGAGAUAUCGGAGAAGGUCAAUCACCUCCAAACGCUCCAUCAGGUUAUUCUGUCGUCGGAUGACUCCAACGACUUUGUUAGCAAGCCCCGUUUCGGCAUGGUGGAGGUGGUGUACGAGUGGGCACGUGGCAUGUCGUUCAACCGCAUUACCGACCUGACGGACGUCAUGGAAGGCACCAUCGUCCGCGUCAUCACGAGGUUGGACGAGACAUGCAGAGAGGUCAAGAACGCGGCUAGGAUUAUCGGCGACCCGACAUUGUUCCAGAAGAUGGGGACUUGCCAGGAGCUGAUUAAACGGGACAUUUGCAACUGCGCGAGCUUGUACCUGUAAGACGUUUCAUGUCAGCAUAGCGAAGCCAUGUUUCGGGUUUCAUGGAGCGGCCUAUAUUUGGCGGGUUAUAGGAUUCAUGAGGCUGCGUCGCACAUGGUCCAAACGGCCGUGAAUGGGCGGAUUAUUGCAGGAGACGGCGUGGUCGGCACGAGGCCGUUGUACGGCAUGAUGCGGUAGUCUAGUCAUGUACACUUAUGGGGACUAUGGGAAUGCGACUAUGGCAGGGGUGUCAAGAUGUCAAAUCAACUGUCCGACAUGGAGUCAAUCUUUGCCGUUUCCCG